This is a messenger RNA of Arachis stenosperma, 1653 nucleotides long. RefSeq names its product malonyl-CoA:anthocyanidin 5-O-glucoside-6''-O-malonyltransferase-like. The transcript has a single exon. The coding region runs from base 156 to 1526 and encodes 456 amino acids. NCBI's taxonomy places the organism in Eukaryota, Viridiplantae, Streptophyta, Magnoliopsida, Fabales, Fabaceae. The record is from RefSeq and is a predicted model, not a curated record.
AGGUAACGUGGACGUUCAGUUAGAAGAAAACCAUUUUAUGGUUGUGGCGUAAAACUGAAACAUAUGUCGUCACAAACGUGUUUGUGCAACUUUUACUCCUUAAAUUGAGGUUUUUGUAUUCACAUCACCUACCUCUGUUUCUUCCCCCUUUCGCCAUGAAAACUCCACAAGUCUUCAAGGCUUCACCCUCUUCAUUGGGACCACAAAACUUGUUACAUUCAUCUUCCACUUCUCUUCCUCUAACCUUCUUUGACAUAUUAUGGCUAAGGUUGCCACCAGUUCAGCGAGUUUUCUUCUAUGAAUUCCCUCACCAACCUUCACUCUUCUAUGAUACCCUUCUUCCUAAACUCAAACACUCUCUUUCUCUUGCACUUGCUUACUAUUUCCCUCUUGCUGGAACCCUCACUUGGCCUCAUGAUUCUAACAAACCCAUCAUCAUCUACAACGUUGGUGACACUCUCUCACUUAUUUUAGCUGAAUCUGAUGCUGAUUUCAACCAUCUUUCAGGAUCUGACCUUUGUGAAGCCUCAGAGGUUCACCAUCUUGUUCCUGAAUUGUCCAUUUCCGAUGAUCAAGCCACUGUCUUGGCCUUACAAGUUACCCUUUUUCCAAACCAUGGAUUCUCCAUUGGAGUCACAUCACACCAUGCUGUUCUUGAUGGAAAAACCUCAACAUCCUUCAUCAAAUCUUGGGCUUAUCUCUGCAACAAGCUAGAAGAUUCAUCAUCAUCACCUUGUGAUUUGCCUCCUGAAUUGAGUCCUUUCUUGGAGAGAGAAAUUGUGGAAGAUCCCAAAGGACUUGAAGCAAAAUAUCUGAGUGAUUGGUUAAAGCAAGGUGGACCCAACAACAGAAGCCUCAAGGUUUGGAAUCUUCAAGUUCCACAAGAUUCAGUAAGGGGUUUGUUCAAAUUGUCUAGAUCAAACAUUGAGAAGCUCAAGAACUUUGUAGGUUCAAGACAGAAAGGGAAUAGCAAUCUUCACUUGUCAAGUUUUGUUGUAUCUCUUGCAUAUGCUUGGGUUUGCAAGACGAAAGCUGAAGAAACUAAGAGCAAGAAAGUUGGUAUGGCUAUAAAUGUUGAUUGCAGGAACCGAUUAGAUCCACCUCUUCCUCCAACAUACUUUGGAAACUGCAUCGGUGCAAGAGUUGCAUCUGCUGAAACAAGAGAAUUCUUGGAUGAAGAUGGUGGAGUAGUUGUGGCUGUGGAAUCACUGAGUUCUGCUUUGGAGACACUGAAGGAUGGGGUUCUGAAUGAAGCUGAGACUUGGUCAUCACUUUUGCUUGAUGGGCUGCACAGUGAUGAAGAAAUGAAGCUUACUGGUGCUGCUGGCACACCAAGGUUUGAGGUUUAUGGAAGUGAUUUUGGAUGGGGAAGACCAAAGAAAGUGGAAAUGGUGUCUAUUGACAGAACUGGUGCAAUUUCUCUCUCAGAUAGCAGAGAUGGUGAUGGUCUUGAGGUUGGUUUUGUGUCCAGUAAACCUUCAAUGGAAGCAUUUGCUUCCAUCUUUGCCAAGGGUCUUCUUCUUUGAGCUGAGUUAAUGAUAAAUCAUAAAUGUGUGUAUAACACAAAAAUGAGUAGCUGAAAUGUUCUGUUCCUAUUCACAAGUUUGGUUGUUCCUGAUUUGUCAUUUUUUGAUCAUGAAUUCGUGUUUGGGA